GAACCGUUUGCGCUGAAAUGUGACGCAAUCCGUAAGCGACGGCAAACUAAUGAGAUGGAUUGUUUGAUCACACAAGUGAGAGUUGUUUGUUAUCGCUGAAACUUGUUUGACGAUUGCAGAAAUGUGGUAAUCUUCUUCCUUGGCUUGUAAGGCGUAACCCCUGAGAAGGAUCUCCAUUCUCCACCCUCUAAGACUUCAGUCUGAAACUGUCAACKACCUGGCCAGCCAGGGUGCAGCUCUAGUCCAGGGUCCCUAUCCACCCACAACUCAGGCAGAGAGUCCAUCUACUGGGGAGCUCCCWGGUUCAGUGCCCCUGAGGGCUGGGACCAGCACUGUGGGCCAGAGGCAGCUGUGAAGGGAUGGGGUAGUAGCUGAGGACAGAGCCAUGGUUCAUAACGUCUCAGUCCCCCAAACACCACCGCCGGCACUGGUGGGCACCAAUGGCCGCUCCUCUGGGAGGAAGAGGACACCCAAGGCAUGUGACUGCUGUGGGCCAAACUCUAAGCACCACAAUGGAAAGGACCCACAUGGGAAGACUCCAGGUGGCAAGCCCAGACAACGCAGGGCCCAGCCGGGGAAGGGCAGGGGCCAGGCACUGGGGGAGACCACCAAGAGGACAGGUGGUCACCACUCUUCUGAGAAGACCCAGAUGACAGAGGAGCAGGUAACAGCCAUCCGACAGGAGCUGGAGAAAGACUCAGUUGAGGAGGAGGUAACCAACUCCUUGGCUCCACCUGUAACCAACUCUGUCAGUCAACCUGUAAUGAAUGUUGUGGCUCCACCUGUAUCCAACUCUGUCAGUCAACCUGUAAUGAAUGUUGUGGCUCAACUUGUAACCAACUCUGUCGGUCAACUUCAACCUUUAACAGACUCAAUGGGUCAACCCUUAAUGAACUCUAUGGGUCAACCCUUAAUGAACUCUAUGGGUCAACCCUUAAUGAACUCUAUGGGUCAGAAGUUAACGUACACUGUGGUUAAACUGGUGACCAAGUCUGUGGUUCAACCGGUAACAAAUGCUAUGGUUCAACCGGUAACAAACUCUGUGGUUCAACCUAUAAUGAAGGCUGUGGUUGAGCAUGUUCCUGAUUCAGAGAUGGAGCAGGAGAAUGGUUGUGAAGGGGCUGUGUGUGAGGGGGAGCAGGCCCCUGGUCUGGAGAUGGAGCAGGAGAAUGGUUGUGAAGGGGCUGUGUGUGAGGGGGAGCAGGCCCCUGGUCUGGAGAUGGAGCAGGAGAAUGGUUGUGGUUUAAACAAACAGCCGGUAACCGACUCUAACACGGAGGUCAUGAAGCAGCCCCAGGCUGGUGACGCAGCUGUCUCCCUUUCCAACGGUACAUCUGCUGUGCCCAACGAGGAACCAACAGACUGUAGCGCCCCUAUGGAGGUGGAACCAUCAGCCACAGCCUGUGUUUCCCCAGGCAUUAUGUUAUGCAGCACCCUCCACCCCUUCGCUCUGUGGGACCACAGAGGUUACUGUGAGGUGGGAGUGUGGGCUCCAAGCCCUGAGACAGAGGAGGACUGUGUCUCAGACCCAGCACAGCAACCCAACCCUGAAGACAACAUCCAUGAAGUAAUCAUAGACCUUAUACAUGAGUUCCUGGCGUUCUUCUAUGUGAAGUACGGCAGCUUUAUCCCCCUCAGUGAGACUGACGUCCUGGAGCAUCUGAAGAACAAGUGUAACACUGACCUCCAUGACAAGAAGCUAAACAUCCAUUCAGAAAUGAUGAAGUACAAAGCGGGUCUCGCCUCCACCUCUAUGAAGUGCUUCAAGGUGGACUACAACAAGCACACUCUGACCCUGGAGGACCUGUCCACACUGGAUGACCAAAACUGGGUCAACGACCAGGUGAUAAACAUGUAUGGAGAAUUGAUCAUGGAGGCUACACAGAACAAGGUUCAUUUCUUCAACAGCUUUUUCCACAGGCAGCUGGUGGCCAAAGGCUACGAAGGGGUUAAGAGAUGGACCAAAAAGGUGGAUCUGUUUUCUAAGAGGCUGUUGUUGAUUCCUAUCCACCUGGAGAUUCACUGGUCCCUGAUCACAGUGGAUAUAGCCAACCACCACAUCCACUAUUAUGACUCCCAGGGCAUCGUUUUCAAAUACACCAUGGAGAACAUCCUGAGUUACAUCCUGGCUGAGGCCGAGGAGAAGAAACAAACUGGAUAUCAGAAAGGCUGGAAGACGACUAUAAACAAGGGUAUUCCUCAACAGAAGAACGACAGCGAUUGUGGGGUCUUCAUCUUGGAGUACUGCAAGUGCCUGGCAUUGAAAGAGCCGCUGCAGUUUACACAGGAUGACAUGCCCAAAGUCCGCAAGAGGAUUUACAAAGAGCUCUGUGACUGUAAACUGAAUGACUGAUCAACCGCAGUGUCCCAGCUCAGAGAGUACACCUGCCUCUCCACUGGACCGUGGGCUUAACGACUGUUUGACCCUUAUUGUGGAAGGGCCAUUAAUACUUUAAAACAUGACGAGCCAAGAAGCUGAAUGAAGUGCGGUGGAAACAGGACACGUUGUUUGACUAAAGACACAGAGAUGGUAACCAUCUGUCCUUCAGUGGAGGGCCAGCGGUGCAUAGGUGGGACUUUUUUUUUUUAUACCUUGAUAAUGAGAGAGACUUUUGAAUUUCUUUUGAGUUGACGUCCACAAAGUUUCCACUGCUGACUGACUGGCUGACCUGGAGCGAACACUGCUGGUAGGUUUCAGAGGCCGGUAAUGGGCCUACCAGUGUUUACGACACGUUUCCUAGCUUCAGUUCUUGAAAUGUAAACAGGAGAUUAUAUGGGAYAGUAGGUGAAACUUGAAGGUUCUUGUUUUAUAUCAUGUAGUGUUUGCCUGACUAGUGAGGUAGAGAACAAUAACUCAUCGAAGGCUAGCUUUUAACUGAAUAUACUGUUUUAAUGUUACWUAAUCUCGAACCGCUUCUUAGUUCUUGAGAAACUCCACGUUUGUUAUCGGGGAGUUAGUUAUGAUUAACCAUGAUGCUCCACUGAGAAUGGCUUCAUGACAACACACACCUCUUCCUGCUUCUGUUGAAAAUACGCUGUUAAAACAAUAAGUAUAUCUUGACAUUUUAGUGUACUGAGGAAGAAUUUAAUGAUACUGCUGUAGAACAGUUUCUAAGCCUUUUAUUGUAUGAGAACCAUAGCUGGCCGGGCCAUCUUCCUCAUUGGAGGAUCACCAAUCACUUAGGUGGUGUCAGUCCCCCAUCUGAGGGUGCUGGUCCACAAACAGGUUGUAGAUGAGAAAAUGCUGCUGUAGAAAUUGCUGAAUCCCAUCUAUACUGUCUGUCAUUAAUGCACAUUUGAGCCCAGUGUAUACCUGGUGCUAACAUGUGCCUUUUGUGCUGUUGUCCACAUUCUGAUUGUGCCCACAUUUUUAAGACGGGUGUAGACGAUUAAAGUGUCUGGAUAUCAAUCAAGUGUGAACAGAUCUGGAUGUUCAAAACCAUUUCAGUCAUCAUACCAGUUAGCACCAUUGAUUUAUGGCAUCAGUAACUGUCUUUAAAUAAAUAAACUUUUUUCUGCAAUGGG
This is a messenger RNA of Salvelinus sp. IW2-2015, 3525 nucleotides long. Its product is annotated as sentrin-specific protease 5. Gene Ontology annotation, biological process: protein desumoylation; proteolysis. Gene Ontology annotation, molecular function: deSUMOylase activity. Gene Ontology annotation, cellular component: nucleus. NCBI's taxonomy places the organism in Eukaryota, Metazoa, Chordata, Actinopteri, Salmoniformes, Salmonidae. The record is from RefSeq and is a predicted model, not a curated record.